Molecule: messenger RNA, 753 nt
Organism: Helobdella robusta
Lineage: Eukaryota; Metazoa; Annelida; Clitellata; Rhynchobdellida; Glossiphoniidae
Exons: 7
Coding region: 1-753 (250 amino acids)
Molecular function (GO): protein binding
Source: RefSeq, a predicted model, not a curated record
AUGUUCGGCACCUCUCUGUUUCCAAAACCAGUGUUGAAGCUUCCAACGAUCGUCAAGUGCUCAUUCCGAAGGUUCAAGAUUUUCGAUAGAUUAACACAACUGCUUCAAACUUUGUUGAACGUUUAUUUGAAUAACAACAGCCCCAAAAAACACGGACUACAUCUCUGCUUACCGGGAAAAGAAACCGGCGGAACGUUGACAGUUCGUCAUCUGGCAGAGGAAAUUGAAAAGUUAACUUCUAUUGAAAUUAAUAACCAAAGAAUUGCUUUUAAAGGCCGCGAAUUGAAAGACCUCAACUGCACUCUUUCAUUGCUCGGAGUGAGGAACUGCAGCCAGAUACACGUUCUCAAGAUUAAAUACGAUCCUGACCAGAUGAAACCCAUGUACAACUUGAACAAAAUGGAAGCCGAUGCCAAAGCCGUUGACGUUUGCACCAACAAACUCAUCCACACAUUUGACACCAUGCAACGGGGGGCAAUUCCGAACCAAAUGACGUUGCAAUCGAUAAUGGAGCUGAAAUGUGAUAUGAAGUGCUGCAGAGAUGCCUACCAACAAAUCAAAUUUCAAGUACUACAACUUCAUGAUGACGAAAAAUGCUUCCGGCAAAAGAAGUCACAAAUUCUGGAACGAAUAGAGGCACAUGAAAGAGUGCAAUCUGAGAAACCUGGAUCUUGGAGUGAGGGAUAUCUUAGUGAAGCCCACAUUUGCUUGUUGCAAAUUGUCUCAAUGCUGUGCGAUUAUGAAAGAACAUAG